Eremomyces bilateralis CBS 781.70 is the source of this 1311-nucleotide messenger RNA. RefSeq lists its product as uncharacterized. The record is from RefSeq and is a predicted model, not a curated record. Bases 291 to 986 code for a protein of 231 amino acids. The transcript has a single exon. NCBI's taxonomy places the organism in Eukaryota, Fungi, Ascomycota, Dothideomycetes, Eremomycetales, Eremomycetaceae.
CCCUGACUUAACCUCACGAAUCAUCUCCAUCAUCUUCCAAGGCGGACUUUGGGCGAACCAGCAAUGAGAACUCCGAGUCCACCUCUUGGGGCAAAAGAUGCCCGUUGUUCGCCUUGCAUUUGUAGUCUUGUAGGAUUGAGCCUUGCUAGUGGCGAUGAUAAAAUGUCAAGCGUCUGCCGCGUUUAAAAGAAUAAGUCUUCCAGCGUGCGAAGCGCCCUUUCUGCUUAAUUCACUCAUUACUGCCAUUAUAUCCGUUAUUAUUUUAAACCGGGCUUAUAUCGAAUACUAUUAUGGGUUUCAUGCGGCGCUCUGGAAAGAAUGAAGAGAAGAGGAGCGAGGAGCAGGAGGGUGGACUGCGAGAAGCCACUCAGUACUUCAUAAUCGACAAGCACUCAACCUGGAGAAAAGAAAUCAAGAUCUUUGACAUCACAAGCCUCAUCGAGCUGCCCUAUUUAUCCGAGGCAUGGGACGAUCAUAUCCGAACGAUCCAAAGCCGUAUUCCAGGAAAGAGCAAGGAUGGAACAGAAAUCCUACCGAGUCUGGAGAUUUCACGCGCCAGAUUCUUCACCUCGAUGAUGACUAUAAGCCAACCACCCGACACAUCACCAAUCGGAACUUGGAAAGGAUCGAUAUUUAGCACACAGAAAUCCGUGUUCGAGUUCCCUGCGGACAGCCCGCACUCGAGUCACCCCAUCGUAAUGAAGCCGAUGGGAUUGUGGACAGCGAGCGAGGAAUUCGUCAAAGAGUCGGUUCGACAUAUCGGCAAGUUCGACAAGCGCCUGAGUAGCCGGUAUUUCACGCUUUUCAAACAAAUUGGCAGCCAGGAGAUACCAGUCGCCCAGUAUCGAUCCACGAAAUUGUCGGUUUGGAUUGGGGGCGGUGUUCUUGCCAUUGAUGAUAAGGAAAUUGAUCCCGUUGUUGCAGUUCUUUGGUGCGCCAACAUGCUGAGGAAAGUUGAGCAGCGGGGUGCAGAGAGUGCUGUAUGAUCCUUAUGCUCCCCUAACUUUCCGACGGCUUGCAUGUCAAUGUCUUGAUUUUGGAAAUACGUUCGAGUUCAGUUAUGACGAAAUGCUUGCAUCUGUUAUUCCACAGACACUACCUUAACCUCGAAUACGGCAGAAGGGUAUUGCAGCUCACCCACUUAUACAUAGUUGCGUGACAUGUCAACGAAAUCCGCAAACCGGAAACCCUUGGCUCAUGCAUAUGCUCUUAACACAUCAAACCUGGUUCCAGUCAACACCUCAGUUCUGGUUACUUCUAUUCCUAUAAUUUCUAGUCGCCUGCUUCUUUGCUUUUAACUGGAGCCUAAAG